AUGUCAUUCCUGGGAUGUAUUGACAAACGUUUUGGAGAUGCUGGCCUACAAGACGUACUGAUUGAGUCGGAGGUCGUCGCCAUAGACUCAAUGAACGGUGUCAUUUCUGGCAAACAUUACAAUAGAGCAGUCAGGUCAAAUAAGCUGAUGUCUGAUGCACUACACCGAAUGAUGCUACAGGCUUUUCUACAUUCCCUUACGGAAGAAGCAGCUAACAAAGUGGAGCAAGUGAUGGCAGACUUACAACAAGCAUUUCCAAGUCCUCAGUACUUUGAGAUUUUGAAAAGUGAUAGAUUUGAAGAGUUUGUGGCAUCCUUUGACCAGUUCAUACAGGCAGGUAACAGCAAGCAGACCUUCAGAUUCUGGAACUCGUAUUUGGACAUGGUAGAGGUUCUGUUGCUCUUCCUGAGAGGCACGCGAGAGGGAAACUGGAAUCUGCACUUGGCAAGUGUCAGACGUAUGCUGCCGUGGAUAUUUGCAUAUGACAAUAUUAACUACAGCCGAUAUCUUCCAGUGUAUUGGCUGGAAAUGAGAGAUCUUCUAACCACUCAUCCAGCAGUUCAUCAGCAAUGUAUGGAAGGCCACUUCACUGUGCAAAGAAGCGAGAAUGCAUUCGCUCAAAUAGCUUGUGAUCAGACAAUUGAACAGACCGCCAAUCGCGAUUCCAAGACAAAAGGAGGGAUGACAGGUUUUACAACAAGCAAAGGAAGUGUGAACAGAUGGAUAUGGACACACCAUGCAAGGGGAUCAAUAUUGUAG
This is a messenger RNA of Paramuricea clavata, 759 nucleotides long. Lineage: Eukaryota; Metazoa; Cnidaria; Anthozoa; Malacalcyonacea; Plexauridae. The record is from the annotation of a GenBank genome assembly.